GAGUUAGCGCAGCACUACCCCACAAGAGAAGCAGAGCAGAGCUGGAACAAGUCACAGAAGACACAUUGUUCACACCAGACAAGAAAAAAAACAAAAAACCCCAAUGACUGAGUGGAUAUUAUUUGUUCAACUAUUUGUGGGGCUGCUUCUUAUUCCAGGUGAAGAUGCCUCCUGUCCUAUUGAGCUGAUCCCACCUCGUGUUGUGGUGAAAUAUGGAGAUCCAAUCUCAGUCAAUUGCACAACAUCAGCAGAGGAAUUGGACGGACUCGGCUGGGAAGCUUCAGAAGGAGGCGCAAGCGCACCUGAUACGCAGAGAUAUGUGAUGCUGACAGUUCAGAGUGUGACACAGUGGAGAAGUCAUCCAAUGUGUUUCCUCAACUUUAAACAGUCUCAAUGUAGCACCAGACUUGGACUUGUUAUCUACACAUUUCCAGAAAACAUUAGCAUCAGCUCCAGCAUUGAAUCCAGUGAAGAAAUGACAGAAAAUGAAGAGUAUAGCUUCACAUGUAGCAUCCUCAAUAUUGCACCUGUUCAAAAUCUCACUGUUAGGUGGUACAAGGGAAACCAGGUCAUCUACAGUGAGAAUCUAACAAAUAGCACAAAGCAUCCCACCAACCAGACGUCUAUCUUUCGUUUUACACCGACAAGACAGGAUGACCGAACCACUAUCAGAUGCGAAGCACAUAUGGACUUGGGGCCAGAAGGUCCACAAUUUAAUGCAUCUUCACGUGAAUUAAGUAUUGGAGUAAUGUUUGGACCUGAGAUUGAAUGUCACACCGUAGAGAUUCAGGAGGGAGAAUCUUUGGAUGGGAAAUGUAAAGUGACAGGAAACCCCACUCCACAGAUUAAGUGGCUGAAAAAUGGACAUUCCAUAAACCUCCGGUAUUCUCUGAGAAGAAAUGACACGGGAACAUAUGAAGUCAAAGCAGAAGGUCUUGCCUCGGUUGAAAGAAAAGUCCAACUUAUGGUGUUCUAUGGACCAGAGUGGACUUGUCCCCAUACAUAUACUAUUCUAGAACACACUCGACACAACCUCACAUGCAGUCAGGGCUUCCCAGAACCUACUGAGAUCUGGUACAAAGAUGAAGAGGAGGUUCAACUUCCAGUCUUCCUAACAAGGAGCAAUGCGGGCCAGUACUUUGUCAGAGUUUCAAACAAUCUGACAACUCUCAACUUCACAGUGGACAUUGUUGUUCAUUACCCACCAUCACAUAUAUUGGAGCUUGAAGACUCAGAAGUUGAGGUUGGGGAAGUUUUGGGACUGAAGUGCUCUUCUGUAGGUAACCCACGUCCCAACUACUCCUGGAUUUACUACAGGACUCACAAUGUGAAUGAGAGAACAGAAGAUGGAAUAUCUCGCCUGGUCAUCAACAAUGCCACUGGAUUCAACAUUGGUUCCUACACUUGCCAUGCUUGGAAUGAGAGAGGAAAUGUCUCCAAAACUGUUAGAGUUACUGUCAAAGGUGCUAAGCAGGAAUGCCCUAUUGAAAUGCAUCCAGAUUCAAUGGUGUUGCAAUACCAAAGCAGUGGACAGUCUGCGAACUGCAAGGCCCAAACCAAUAACUCUGAUAACAAUGCGUACUGGCUGAUCAGACAGAAAAAUGGAACAAAUAAAAAGGAAAACAUAAGUUGGACUCCAAACACACAUGAAGACUGGGACCCAAGUCCUGUUUGUCAUGCAUCGUUUUUGGGAAUAGGAUGGUGUAACAAAACUCUACACUACAUUCUUUACAAAGAACCAGAAAAUGUCUCCGUGAGUGAAACUGUGAACAACUCAGCAUCUUCAGAAGAGGGAAGUAGCGUGACACUGGAGUGUAAAAUUGUGAAAGUGGCUCCUGCAGAACAUCUCAGAGUACGGUGGUUGUGGCAACGAGGGAAUGAGACUAUUGAGCCUGAUUCAGUGGGAGUAGACAGUAAGUCGGAAUGCAGCUUUCCUGAGGAUAAAUCUCCUGUAAUGGUGGUUUGCACCAUGAACAUCACUCUGAAUAGGACUCUCCAUGGAAUCCAGGUCAAAUGUGAAGCUGAACUGAACCUGGGACCCAAAGGACCUCAGCCUCCUCCACUUAUGACAUCCGAUCCAUUCACACUCAGCGUCCUCUAUAAACCCACGAUUAACACUACAAAGCUUCCUGAGUUGGUCCCAGUGAUCAGUGGUUAUAAAGAGGAGCUUGUUUGUGAGGCUGAUGGCAACCCGGCCCCAAAGAUCACAUGGAAUUACACCUCAGCCACAGCGUUUCUUGGGUCAAAUGGCACUCUCAUUGUAAAUGAAGAAGGCAGCUACAUCUGCAUUGCUAAUAACAGUCUCACCACUGACACACGUGAGGUUAAAGUCAUUUUAAAAGAGGACUACCUGCCCCUCCUAGCUGGAUUUGUGGCUCUCACAGUUGUGGCUAUCUCCAUCAUUUUCGUCUUCAUCUACUCGAUCUACUACAAGAACACCAAAAUGCGUCGCUACAGCCUUAAAAACCCUAAACUCAGCAGUCACAAUGGGAAUGUUGCUCACAACGGCUGGGACAUCCAGCUACCAGUGACCAAGCUGUCUUAGCAGCACUCCUUUCAACGGCACAUUAAGGAUAUCUGCUCUGUCUGAAUUUUAGAUCCUCUUGGACCGGUUGAAAAUAGCUUCUGCUGCUCAAGGUAUCAUAUUAUUGUCACAUCGGCUUCUCCGCAUUUUAUUCUUAAAGAAGUUUCAUGCUUUUAUGAUGAAGGAAAAAUUGUCAGAUCUUGAUUUGUUUUACUGGAUCAGGCAAAAUGAAGGAGUGAGAAGGUAAAAAAUGAAUGAGAUGAAAGAGAUGUAUUUUUCGUAAGAAAGGAGUGUGUUAUGAUUAUUUUUUUGCUUUGGUUUUGUGUAUCUUUGACCUUUCUUCAUUGAUUACUCAGUUCAUUAAGAAACCAGGCAAAAUUUAAAAUCAAUGUAAAACUUCAUUUGCCACGAAGAAGUUAUAUCUGCUUCUGUUUUAUUGGUUAGCAUCAAUGACUCAGUGAAAGUCGAAAUAUCUUUGGAAAAAUUCCCUGCACUUUUGCGUUUUGCAUAUAAUCUGCAUCCUCUAACUGUGUCAGCCCUUUGUUAGUGGUGCCAUACUGUGCUAGGCUCAAGCCUGAUGGAACAAAUUCUCUUGUUCAACACUUUAAUGUGUUUUUUUAUUCUCUGAGUGACUGCAGGCAUUUGUAGCCUUUACAUGUAAAUUCAGGAAAAUAUUUUUAUGUAAAUGAAAAACUUUCUAUUUAUUUAUGUAGAACAGUUAAAAGUUGACUUUAAAAUUGGACUGCAUAUGUAAACAUUGCAGAUGAUGUUGAAGCUUAAGCAGCCUCGAUUGUGAUAUGUGAAAGAACACACUGUAUACAUUUGUGAAUACUGCUGUAAAUAUUUACAUUUGUUUAAAUCGUUUUUUAAACUAUUAAACUUAUGCAUUUUCAUAACA
This is a messenger RNA of Xiphophorus couchianus (Monterrey platyfish), 3422 nucleotides long. RefSeq names its product hemicentin-2. The transcript has 11 exons. NCBI's taxonomy places the organism in Eukaryota, Metazoa, Chordata, Actinopteri, Cyprinodontiformes, Poeciliidae. Gene Ontology annotation, molecular function: integrin binding. The record is from RefSeq and is a predicted model, not a curated record. The coding region runs from base 104 to 2545 and encodes 813 amino acids. Gene Ontology annotation, biological process: cell adhesion.